GUUUCCUAAUGCGCACCGAUGGCGGUGUGAGGCUGAGGGAGUGCGCGCGCGCUGCUGUGGAUCUGUAACUCUUCUCGUCUCCCUGCCUCGGUCCUGUCCAGCAGAGAAGGAUCUAAACAAAGCUAUGGAUUACUCUUUCUGUCUUUUGCUCUUCUUAUCAGCCGUCUCGUCUGCCUCCACCAAUAAUUUCCCAUCUCCCCAGAGAUAUAUGAUGAUCACAAGCGUCAUUUCACGGUGGAGUCCAACGAUGCUACAGAGCUGGUAAGGACAGCUGCUGAGAACAUAGAGGAGCUCCUGGCAAAUCGUACUAAAGCCCUAAAGAGGCUGGCAACGGAGGCUGAAAAUUUUCAGAAGGAACACCAGUGGAGGGUCGACAGUGAGGCUAACAAACUCUUCUACUACAAUGCUAAAGAUGGGAUAAACAGAACAGCAUUAGAGGUGAAACAGGAGAAAGAAAAAGAGAAGAGGAACCGAUUCAUUCCAGAUGAUUUUGAAUUCGACCCAGCCUUUAAACGACUCGUCUCGUUCAACACCACCGGCGUUCACAUCCCCACGGACAUAUAUGAAGGCUCUACCAUCAUUUUAAAUGAGCUAAAUUGGACAGAAGCUUUGGAGGAAACGUUCCGGAUAAACAAAGAGGAAGAUCCCUCGCUGCUCUGGCAGGUGUUUGGAUCUGCGACGGGACUGACUCGUUACUAUCCAGCUUCCCCCUGGAUCGACACCAGCAGCUCACCAAAUAAGAUCGACCUGUACGACGUGCGAAGGCGACCCUGGUACAUUCAGGGGGCAGCUUCACCCAAGGACAUGCUGAUCCUAGUGGAUGCGAGUGGAAGCGUAUCAGGUCUCACCCUCAAACUCAUCAAAACAUCUGUAGGCACCAUGCUGGAGACCCUCUCUGAUGACGACUUUGUGAACGUGGUUUAUUUCAACAAAAGCGCCAGGCCUGCAGCAUGCUUUCAGAACCUGGUGCAGGCCAACGUGAGGAACAAGAGGACACUGAAGAAUGCGGUACUGAAUAUCAAAGCUGAGGGGAUCACCAACUACACAAGUGGCUUCGAGCUGGCCUUUCAGCAGCUCAACCAGACAAAUGUGUCUAGAGCCAACUGCAACAAGAUCAUCAUGCUGUUCACCGAUGGGGGAGAGGAGAAAGCAGAGGAGAUAUUUGCAAAAUACAACCCCAAUCAAGCGGUACGCAUCUUUACAUUUUCUGUUGGUCAGCACAGCUAUGACAAAGGACCAAUCCAGUGGAUGGCCUGUGCUAAUAAAGGUUAUUAUUAUGAGAUCCCAUCUAUCGGGGCCAUUCGGAUCAACACCCAGGAGUACCUGGAUGUUUUAGGGAGACCAAUGGUCUACGCUCACAAAACUUCCAAACAAGUGCAGUGGACGAACGUCUACCUGGAUGCUCUGGAGCUUGGACUAGUGAUCACCGGAACUGUGCCGGUUUUCAACUACACAGGCACAACCCCACAGUCAAAGAAGCCAAAAAACCAGCUCAUCUUGGGGGUUAUGGCUGUAGAUGUCUCCCUGGAGGACAUUAAGAGACUGACCCCUCGGUUUACAUUUGGACCAAAUGGCUACUACUUUGCUAUUGACCCAAAUGGAUAUGUGUUGCUCCAUCCAAAUCUUCAGCCACUGACGGCCAGAUUUGACGAACCUGUUACGCUCGACUUUCUGGACGCAGAGCUUGAGAACGAGAUCAAAGUGGAGAUGAGAAGAAAAAUGAUUGAUGGUGAAAGGGGAAGUUACACAAUAUCAACACUAGUGAAAUCUCAAGAUGAGCGUUACAUUGACCAAGGUCAGAGGACGUACACCUUUACACCGGUGAAGGAUACAGACUACAGCUUGGCUCUGGUCCUUCCAGAGUACAGCAUGCAUUACAUUCGUGCGAAAAUCGAUGACACAAUCACUCAGGCAAAAUUUUCUGAGAGCCUGAUGGCAGAUAAGUUCGAUGAGUAUGGAUACACAUUCAUCGCACCAAGAUUGUACUGCAAUGACUUAAAGCCACUGGACAAGAACACAAACAACACAGAGUUCCUGAUGGAGCUUAAUAAUUACAUUGACAUUAAGACACCAAAUGAUCCAAAUUGUAAUAGGGACCUGGUGAACCGACUGCUUUUGGAUGCUGGCAUCACCUCAGACCUGAUCAAGAUCUGGAAGGGAAAUGAGUUGCAGCAUGGUGUUGUGGCCAGAUUUGUUGCCACUGAUGGAGGAAUCACACGCGUCUUCCCCAAAAGCGCUGGGCUGGACUGGAAUGAAGAAGCAGAAACAUACGAAUCAAGUUUCUACAAGCGAAGUUUGGACAACGACCUGUACAUUUUUACACCAGCACCAAACAAUGAAAGUGAUGGGAUCCUUGUGAGUAGAGCAGUGAACCUGGACAUUAAAGGCAUCACACUCAAACCAGCUGUGGUCGGCGUUAAGCUGGACGUCGAGGCGUGGAUGGAGAACUUAAUCAAAGUUGCGUACAAGCAGAAUUGCAAGGAUGAGAUCUGCGGCUGCAUGAGAAACGACAUGAACAUAGACUGUGUCUUUCUGGAUGAUGGUGGUUUCCUGGUGAUGUCCAAUCAAGAUGAUUACAAUAAGAAGAUCGGGAAAUUCUUUGGCACCAUCAACCCCAGCCUCAUGAGAACCAUGGUCAACGUGUCGCUCUUCACCUCCAUAAGCACCUACGACUACCAGUCGCUGUGUGACCCCAAGGAGAAAGUCAAGUCGGCUGCAGGCCUGCGAUCCAUCUACGUGCCGUCGAUAGCAGAUAUUCUGAAUGUAGGAUGGUGGGCCACAGCUGCAGCCUGGUCAAUCGUGCAACAGCUGCUGGUCAGCAUCACGUUCCCCAAUUUUCUGGAUGCGGCUGAAAUGGACGAUGAUGCAGCAGAUGCCAUAAAUAAGGAUGUAUGCAUCACUAAGCAAACUCAGUACUACUUUGGGAACAAGGAGAUGUCUUUCAGUGGUCUUGCAGAAACGGACAACUUCUCUGGGUUUUACCACGCCGAAAAGCUGCCCCAGACGAACCUGGUCUUCAUCAUCAGUGAAAAAACACUGAAUAGCUCAGGAAACGCAAUUCCGUUAAUUCAGGACGAACAGGAGUCUGACGGGCCGGAUCCUUGUGAAGUAGCUCUCAAUCCUCGCUACAGGAAAGGACCUUCGUUUUGUUUUGAUAAAACUGAGAACGAGAAGAACCAUGACUGUGGUGGGGUCUCCAGCCUGAGUCCCACUCUCUGGCUGCUGGUGAUCCUUCAGGUGGCCCUGCUCUGGGUCAUGACUGACCUCAGGCAUCAAGCCAUCCCAUCGUGAACUCUGAACAGUACAAUCCAGUCUAACACAUCCGCUCCCUCCAGAUCACUAACACGGCUACCAGCAUGCAGCACUGCAACACAACGACAACAUCCGACGAGAGAAACCCCUGGGAAUUCUUCAAGUUUUCUUCUCGACGCGUUUACUUUCAGGGGGGAUCUUGGAGUGAUUCGACCAGAGUACAAGUGAUAAAAGAAAUCUGCCUCUAAAGAUUUGAGUGCUUUGAAAGGUCUCUUUCUUCAGCUGUCCCUCGUUACUUCCGUGGUUCCUGCAGUUAGAGGAACCCAGAGAUUAUUUUUGGUUGGUUUCUUCUGGACAUUAUUUAUCUUGAUGUCACUGAUUAAAAAGGAUUGGACUGCCUUACAUUGUCAAAAGGGGCUAAAUCCUGAUGGAGGACUUUGAAAUGAGGUUUUAUUCAUCACUGCCAAAAACAGUGCUACCCGUUGCGAGAGUAGACUUUACUGUCAGUCAACUUGCGGUUCUUAUUUAUUAGUUUUUGUUUCUGUUGGUUUUUUUAUGGAGAACUUUUACGGUUUCACUUAACGACGCCAAAUGAUUACACCUGAUGCCGUCCAGUUGCCUCAGCUGGAUUGUUGUUUAGAUCAAACAGCAAAGAACAUUUUACAGUGUCUCUGAGGACAUUGUCCAUACUUCAAUCUGCUGUUCUUUCACUAACAUCUCCUUUUUGCAGUGUGGAAAUUCUGUUUAUUUUAAUAAUAACACAAAAACCCUUCUACUGCCACAAAGCGCUUCAUUAUGGGUGGAAGACUUCUUCCUGUGAAGCUGAUCUUUUAUCCGUCAGCUCAAUAAUUUAUUUUCUGUUUGAAUUUCCUGCCUUGAUUUUUGGAUCCAUCCAAAGAAACCUUGUUGCCAUAGUGAGCACCAACCAAUUAGCCUGAUUGGCCUCCGACAUGGUUUAUUGGACAAGAUCUCCAGUGCCAUGCACUCUGUAGCUGAUAAAUGGAUAAUAAGGGUGUUUAAUUAACUUUAAUUAUUUACUAAUAGCUUAUUGGUCAUUCAGCUGUUUUGUUGCCUCCAAAAGAGGCACAAUUUACAUGUUUGAUCUUUUAAAAGGGAAAACUGUAAAUCUUCAUUUUUUGCUGUCACUUUUUAAAUGAAAUGACUACUACCUGAGCUGCUUAUUAACCUGCAGCUGUUUUUGUUUUUAGUUUAAAUCAUCACUUCUUCCUUUAGUUUAAUAACUUGUGGGAUAAACUGAGAAAAAUAUUGCAAUAUAAAGCAUUUAAAAGAUAAUUAAAGUUGUCCAAACUUUUAACAGAAACAUUACUGCAAAGGGUUACGGGGUGCACUUGUGCAAAUAAUUUACACGUUUUAGGACAGUAAUGAUGCUGAAGGGUAUUUAGUCAAGUUUUAUAGCAAACCAUAAUACCACUUAUCCUCAUGACCAUGACUUCAUAGUAGAAAACAUAAGUCUAAGUGCCAAAAUGGCCUGUCUGCACCCUAAAACUGUCAAAUACUAUCUUUCUUACUAAAUUAGUCUUCUUUGUUGUGCCUUUCUCUCCAAUUUAUUAAAUAGAAAAUGCAAAUAUUAAAAAAAAAGAAUUAUGACUGUGCUGAUACUACUGAUGGUGUUUACGUUUUCCUUUAAAAAUGGGAUCUUAUUCCCCAAAACAAGAGUUUUGUUUUAAGAGAGCACCAACGCAUUAGGCCACUGCUUCAAAAUGCAACUAAUCUGCAGUUAUCCUCAACUUUGAGCUUGCAGCAAAUAUUUUAGUAAAUUUAUUCAAAUUAAAUCAUAGAAUAUGAUGUUUACAGUGAGGAAAUUGUAUCAAAUGUAAAACUCCGGCCUUAAUUCCUUAAUCUAACCAGUGCUCUGCUGAUAAUGAUAUUUCAUACAGUUUGAUGGCUAUUUAAAUGUUUGUAGCACAAAUUUUAAGUUAAAAGUGUCAUACAUAAAGUCAUUGAGAAGGUUGCAAAAUGUGUAAAAUGUUAAGAGUCUAAACUAAUAAAUAUGCUACCAGUGCGAUUGAAUUAGAUGGAACUCUGUCACAGAUUCGCCACUAAAGCGAAGCCAGGUUGUAUAUUUUCUCAUGUAAGCGUGCGUGCGUGCGUGCGUGCGUGCGUGCAUGCGUGCGUGCGUGCGUGUGUGUGUGUGUGUGACCCUACGGAUUUGCUAUUUUUUUCUGUUGGGACUUGAAAGACAUACAUUAAGCUUCUUCCAUCUUGAAACGUCUGUUUUCGGCGAAAAUAAUCCCCGUCGUUCUGAACGAUGUCAGUUUUUGUUUGAAGCAUUUCUCCAAAUCAGAUCAGGGCUCGUCAGGCUUCCUUUUAGUUUUUUGGAAAAGCUCCAUCCCAAAACCAGACGUAUUAUCAGUAAUUUUCCAAGUGGUUUGAGGUUUUUCAGCGUCUUUAGUGACCUAACGAUAACAGCGUGGUGGUGUUCCUGCGCCUCUCUCACUCACACUCAAAAAGUGCCAUUUAGUUGAACUUGUAUUCUCUUGUGGAGAAACCUAUUAUCUCAAAAUAACAUUUAUGCAACCUAACCGAGUAAGUCUCUGAAAUGGUUUCCCUGUGCUGCAUGGUAAUGGCUGAGCAACUAUCCAGUGUGCUUUUGCUUCCCCUGUGCUUGACGUUGGGAAGCCUGAUACUUAUGGUGUUGAGCAUUAGUUCACAGGAACGACUUGGUAUGAUUGGCUAAUACUGCCGUCCUCUUGGGGAGACAGCAUUUGGCUUUGCUGCAGAACCACAACCAGAUUGGUGAUGUCUGAAUGCACUAUUCAGUCUGACUGGUUCAAGCUUUUAGUGAGUCACUGGUAUUUAGGCACCGUACCCGUGAUUUUGCCCGUUUACCACAAAUCAUGAGUACUUUGUAUCGUUUAGAAGCUCUGCUAUAGUGUUUCAGAAAGGACCGUCCGUUCAAAAAAAUGUUGAUAGACAUUUCAUAAAAUAACAAAAGAUCUCCAAAACUUCUUUCUGGAUUGGAUCUCUCCUCAGACAUCAUCAUCAGGUGAACUUUUGAAAAGAAUUAACUUUCUGACUUUUCCUUUUUAACUAAAUGUGCAGCUCAAUGACCCGAUUCAAAUGUUUUACCUCCUUCCUGAUGGAACAGUUUCGGUUCAUUUCUGCCUUGGUGCCUUUUUAUAACUGACCCAUGCUGACAGAUUGUUGACACGAUCCAAACACUUCAAGAUUUCAAAUUGGCAUAUUCCUCACCCCUAACUGCGAUCUUGUUAUUCAAAGUUAAAUCAAGGAGGUAACCGAUCCAGGGUCAGCAGUUGCUCUUCCCAGCUCCUUCUGGGACAUCCCAAUUUUUCCAAGGCCAGAAAGUAUUCACCUUUAUUGUAAGGUGCCCUGUGCCAACAGGCAGUUACUUGGGAGCCCCGAGCCACAAGUGGCCGCCAGAGAGUCGAGAAACUUUGAAGUCAAAAGUGCAACAGCAGUGAGAUAUUUAAACGGGCGGAGAUUCUUGUGUUGGAGAAUCAUGUCUGCGCAGCAUUUAUAUCCCCCACCCUACUCGGACGGAAAAACAGCAACAGUUCCUAAUAGCUGCGAUUAAGCGGUAGUACUAAUCAUGAGUUUAGGUUAUUAGGCUAAAAUGCUGGCAUGGUCAGUCGAAUCACUUGAAAUGGAGACGUGUGUGUUUCACAUGAAACCAGUUAAUGCAGUGCAUACAAAUCACGACCUCCAUCGGUCUCCAGAUGUUUCGUUCUGCUCUAAGUGCUAAAAUCAGAUGCUGUCACCUCAGGAAUAAUGUUGGCUCAACAUGAUACAAAGUGUUUCCGAUUCUGUUGGUGCUCUCUUUAUGAAAUGUGUUGGCUGGCCUCUUUUUCUUCCUGAAUCUGGAGGAUUGCUCAGUGUGUGUUUUUGUGUCUAUGACUAGCUUCCACUUUGGCAGAUGAUUAGCUUGUCAGUCUCCCUCUGAGCCUUUGGUUGGAUGGCAGGCUCUUGGUGUGGGGGUUGCACCUCACUAGACUCAGCUUUGAAAGGGUCUCAUGGCUUCUCUGUAAGUCUACUUUGAUUGUGCUUCAAUGGCAAUUCUUCAGAAUCAGUGAUGUAAAAAAUGUAAUCGAGCAAAGUUCUUCUAAUUAAAGAAAAAUGUUUCUAA
Messenger RNA from Nothobranchius furzeri (turquoise killifish), 7357 nucleotides. The record is from RefSeq and is a predicted model, not a curated record. NCBI's taxonomy places the organism in Eukaryota, Metazoa, Chordata, Actinopteri, Cyprinodontiformes, Nothobranchiidae.